ACGCUGUAAACAACAGCCAACAUUUUUCAAUUAACUGACCUGACAAAUAAUUAAUAAUUCACCAGGCCUGGGAGCAUUGUAGCGGCUUGAUUCUGCAAAACAACCUACAUGUAGGGGGCUUUGUACAGGAGGCUCCAGUUACACUGUUUCCAAACCACUGAACAGGGAUCAGAGGUUGGGAUCGACUCUCACUAUAGCAAAACAAUCUAACCUCUGCGGGGUCAGUGUUACAGGCUAUUAAAUGCCACUUAGGGUUGGUUUCUGAAUCCUCUCCCCACCCAGGACUUCCUGAUGCCAAGAACGUUGCAGACAGGAUAUGGAUCAAGAAAACACUUUCAGAUGACGGCUGCUCCUGCCUCUUUUCUACCUCCAGUCAGACACAUAUCUGUCCAGUAUCCAGACGUGCAGACAGGACACCAACCGACGAUGCAGAGCUCAGCGCAAAGAGACUCCAAAGCACCUGAGGUCUCUUCUGCAGUUUGUACACUGCCACCUGCUGCCUGGCUUCUCAAACCACAACAAACCAACUUUGCUCAUGCAGCAAUCGCAAACACACAAGGGAAAUAUCCAGACACAGAUCGUAUCAGAUCAGCUUGGACCCAACAGAUGGACAUCAUGCCAUCUUUAAAACCCUUCAAACACCAGGUUACCCAACAUCACAGGAGAUCACGCUCAAAAUCCACUGCUGAUUACAGUGAAGGACACAGCUGUUUCCAAGUGGUGAAGCCAUAUAAAGUUGGACAUUAUAUCAUCCACCCAGAGUUUGUGUCAGAAGCAAAGCACUACUAAAAGUCAGUGUUUGUGCAUUUUUAUAAGGUUUUUUUUUUUUUUUUCAUUUAUUGUCAGUUUGAUAAUGUCAUUUUAUAGUGUAUAAUUGAGGUAUGUUAUGUGUUUGGAGAUCCUGCCUUGUAAAAUAUGUUUGGGUGCAACUUCAUUUUAAUGACUGUAAAAUGCACAUUUGGAUGUAAAUGUGCAUUACUAUGACAAAUAAACAACGUUUAUGAUGUGCCCAUUAAAUGUGUUAUUUUUGGUUUACUAACAUGGUAACCAUGGUUUUCAUACAAUGUAAAUAAACAAUUCAAGCUUGAA
This is a messenger RNA of Megalobrama amblycephala (Wuchang bream), 1089 nucleotides long. RefSeq lists its product as uncharacterized. The record is from RefSeq and is a predicted model, not a curated record. The transcript has 4 exons. Bases 292 to 789 code for a protein of 165 amino acids. Lineage: Eukaryota; Metazoa; Chordata; Actinopteri; Cypriniformes; Xenocyprididae.